AUGAAGAGCUUGUCAAUUCCUCUUAUCCGGAACCUCAUCCCGAGUGUAAGUUUGAACAAAAUAAAUGGUACGCAUUUAUUGAAACACCUGGAAAAUGUGUGUGAGCAUAUAGCCCUGGUGGAGAGGUACACCAAGGGAAAGUCCACACGAAGGAGACACAUCAGUAGGCAAGUCAGUAGGCAGGUCAGUAGGCAGGUCAGUAGGCAGGUCAGUAGGCAAGUCAGUAGGCAGGUCAGUAGGCAAGUCAGUAGGCAGGUCAGUAGGCACUUUAAAAACGUAGAAAGAAACAAGGGGGAAGAAGACAUCUCCACCAACGGGACAAUAGGAAGGAGUAAAUUAUUCAACCAAGUGGAUGAUCAGUUUGAUAAGGCUGUGGUUCUUCUGCCUGAGUUUGGUCCGAGUGGAAUCAUUAGAUUACUGCAUGCUCUCCAAAAAAUAAAAUAUGAAAAAAAAAAGAGAAAAAAAAAUAACAUCCUUAAACGGAUUGAGUACUACCUACUGCAAGGUUCUGUGAAUGACACGCUAUACAACUUUUGGAGCCAUCUAAAGAUAAAUGAUGCUAUCCUCUUGUUUAGAAUGCUUAUAAAGAACAACUAUUUUGACCCAGUCCUUCUUUGCAAACUUAUGGAACAGGUGGUGUACAAUAUGGAUUUGUGUGUAUCCUCUGACGUGGUACUUUUCCUACGUUCCUAUCAUAUAUACCGAUGCAAAAUAAAGAGGAUUAAAAAAUGGAAGUGGAAAGAAAUUUCCCUGUCGGACGACUCCCAAAGGAACCUCCUCCACAUCAUUGUUCGAAAUAACUUCGACCUUACACAUAAGGAGAUGUGUACCUUUUUCUCUCUUUUUUCUAUAUAUGGUCGUGUUCUGCCUUUCGCUGAACGAUGGCAAAUUUAUAGCAAGUCCAUUGAAUAUGUACAGAGGACCCAGCUAGCCUAUUCCCCAAGAGAUUUAAGAAAUUUCAUACUAAGCCUCUUUAGGAUUAACUUUUUCCUGCUUGAUGGGGCAUGUGUACAGAAGAAUAAUGAUGACUCCCCCAUGGGGGUGAUCCCUCAUGUAGGGAUAAAUGUUCCUGUGGAGAGAUUAUCCUUGAUUAAGCCCAUUUUGCGAAAGUUAUUUCACCUUUACAACAACCACAAUACCGACGUUCGAGUGGAAGACGAGUUGCGAAUCCUCGAGAGCGCUGUACGUAGUAACUAUUACCAUUAUGAUAGCCUCGAGAAUAUUCUCUUCCACAUAAAGAAUAACAUUUCCCAGUUGAAUCUUUCAGAUGGAGUAAAAUUUGUGCGUUUGGUUAGGAAGAUGCGGAAUGCACAAUCUACCGAUGGGGUGGUCCAUACAGAUCCGUCAGCGUCAAACACGGAGACAAAAUUUGUUUGCCAUAUGCUGGAUCAAAUUUUAUCCAAGUGCGCCGAGGUAUUAAAGGCCCGGUAUAAGUACCCUGUGCGGAAAAUUAGGGUCGUCCUCUCACUUGACCGUUUAGUGGCAGUGGAGGGGAAACCAAACAACGAAUUGACAAUUUUGCAUUCCUAG
Plasmodium knowlesi strain H is the source of this 1530-nucleotide messenger RNA. RefSeq names its product conserved protein, unknown function. The record is from RefSeq and is a predicted model, not a curated record. The transcript has a single exon. Bases 1 to 1530 code for a protein of 509 amino acids. NCBI's taxonomy places the organism in Eukaryota, Apicomplexa, Aconoidasida, Haemosporida, Plasmodiidae.